GGACAAGUUGUACACUAUUGGGAUGGGGAGCUUUUUUUCGAUAACUGUAAAAAUUUGAUGCACUUUUUGUACUUUUUGAUGCAUCUUCUAACUGCACCUUGCUGUAAAACUUAAAUCCGAAAAAUGGUCCUCUCGCCGAUCCGCGAGGCCUCCAGCGGCUCCCGGGGGGGCCAGCACCACAUGGCCCGGCCGCAAACGAACACAAGCAACCGGGUUCUGAACGAGCAGGGGGCGCGAAACCGGUCCAGGUCGCCCAUUUCGGUCGAGGAAAACUUCCCGCGACCGCAGUCGCCGUUGGACAUGAUGGGGAUCGGGCUAAUCCACCACCCGGACAAAGCCGUGGAACAGGUGGAGCACCCGCCGACGCACAAAUUGUCCGAUCACGUGAUGCAGAACAUGCGUGUCAAGGAGAUCACGAACGCGCUCCACGAGGUCGAGUCCGUCGGUUCCUCCGUUAACGUUUUCCAAAUCGACGGCGGAAAGAUGUUCCCGGACGAUGAGCCCAACCGCACCGGGCGGCCGAAGCGCAGCGACCUGGAGCUGGCGGCGAUGCGGCGGCGGGGGCUGGGUACGGCCGGG
This is a messenger RNA of Amoebophrya sp. A120, 579 nucleotides long. The record is from the annotation of a GenBank genome assembly. NCBI's taxonomy places the organism in Eukaryota, Dinophyceae, Syndiniales, Amoebophryaceae.